AGGAAACACUUGUUUGUGUACCGACUUAGAAAGCACAUCCGAAAAUGAGUGGAAGAGGCAAAACCGGCGGAAAGGCCAGAGCGAAGGCAAAGACCCGCUCCUCCCGUGCCGGGCUCCAGUUCCCUGUCGGCCGUGUCCACAGACAUCUGAGGAAGGGUAACUAUGCCCAUCGUGUCGGAGCCGGAGCCCCCGUCUACCUGGCGGCUGUGCUGGAGUACCUGACCGCUGAGAUCCUGGAGCUGGCUGGAAACGCUGCCCGCGACAACAAGAAGACCCGUAUCAUCCCCCGUCACCUGCAGCUGGCUGUCCGCAACGACGAGGAGCUCAACAAGCUGCUGGGAGGAGUGACCAUCGCUCAGGGCGGCGUGCUGCCCAACAUCCAGGCUGUCCUGCUGCCCAAGAAGACUGAGAAGGCCACCAAGAAGUAAAUCCCCGGAAUCGACUUGAUCACACAAAAAGGCUCUUUUAAGAGCCAAACACACCUCCAACUAAAGCAAGACCUCCUUUAGUUUUAUCUAUAAUGUAAAUACAUGUAACUCUACUAUAGGCCAACAGCUAGCUACUGCAACAUGUUUACUCGAUGACUGCUGAUAAAGAGCGUAGUUUCACAUGCCUUUUAACCCUUAAAGGUAACAUGUAUUGUUAUUAUGAGACUGAUCCAGCUCCGGUACAGGAGGUCCUUUGUGACAGCUGCCAUAUGUGUAAUCUUCCCUCUGUGUCCGGACAGGGGGUUGCGAGGUGAAGCCUCGCGCUCUUUCAAUUAUCUGAUCCGUAAUUGCUUAAAGGCUAAUAUUAUAGUUGUACUGGAUGUAUGUUUUGGUUUUGAUAUGUUCAUGGCUCUCUCCAAACUCUGCUAAGGGUUUGCCCCUUUUAUUACAUUAAUUAUUAUUUGAUUAUUAAUCAAAAAAACAAUCCUGUAUAAUAGCAUAAUUGUUAGUCACUCAUUUCAAACUAAAUCAUACUAUAACUACAACAUUUAGGGAUGCAACUGUCACCACUUUUCUUUGCAACAUACUCGAAUAAAUUGG
Molecule: messenger RNA, 1028 nt
Organism: Cottoperca gobio
Lineage: Eukaryota; Metazoa; Chordata; Actinopteri; Perciformes; Bovichtidae
Product: histone H2A-like
Exons: 1
Coding region: 45-428 (127 amino acids)
Cellular component (GO): nucleosome
Molecular function (GO): structural constituent of chromatin; DNA binding; protein heterodimerization activity
Source: RefSeq, a predicted model, not a curated record